UCCAGGGCAAGAAGGAAAAUAAAGAGAAAACAAACCUUUUUUCAUCAUGACUCCCGCCUACAAUCACCUUCCAAGCCAAUUGAAGAACCAUUAUAUUCUUGCAAGACAUGGGUUCUCUCUAGCCAACAAUGCUCAUUUGAUCUGCUCUAAUCCUGACAUCGCUAUUCCUGAGACCGGUGGUCCACUUGGUACUGGAUAUGGUCUUCACGAGUCUGGAAAAAUCCAAGUUAGAGAGUCUGCUAAAUUACUCUCCAAGCAUCUUUUCCCUGACCAAAAAGCACCUUAUGGAGAUGAAGAACCGGUCAAGAUGUUCUGCUCUCCAUUCUUGAGAACACGUCAGACCGCCGAGAUUAUUCGCUCAGUGUUGAACGAGACCGUUUUGGAUGGCAAGGUUGCUGAGCCUACUCCCAAUCUUGCUCUGCGAGAGCGUUGGUUCGGUAUUUUUGAUAUGACUCACGACGACAACUAUCAUCGAUGCUGGAAAGAAGACAACGAUGCCCCUGAUCAUGGCGAACACAGCAAGUUUGGCUGUGAAUCUGCUAGUAGUGUUGCUGAUAGAGCUACUAAAUUUAUUGUCGAGGAGAUUGAAAACAAAAUGGAAAACAAGAUUGUUAUUCUUGUUGCCCAUGGUGAUAUCUGCCAGAUUUUACAGACCAGCUUCCUUGGUAUGGAAGCAUGGCAGCAAAGACAGAUUGAGCAUGUUGAAACUGCCAGCUGGAGAGAUAUGAAGGUCUCAAAGUAAAAUUAAUAAUAUAAAAUACCUUGUAUAGACUGUAUAGUUAUAUCACAAUAAAAGAAUGAAACUUUCAUCGAUGUCAUU
Molecule: messenger RNA, 820 nt
Organism: Phycomyces blakesleeanus NRRL 1555(-)
Lineage: Eukaryota; Fungi; Mucoromycota; Mucoromycetes; Mucorales; Phycomycetaceae
Exons: 2
Coding region: 47-742 (231 amino acids)
Source: RefSeq, a predicted model, not a curated record